AUGAAUCAGAGAAAUAAAUGUCUAGGUAAUAUGAACAAUGCGCCACACAUAAUGGCACAAACACCAGUCGACGAGCCAACAUCCAAGAAACCGCGUAAACGAACACGUAAAACUGCUGCCGGUGGAGCCGGUGGUGGCGCGAAGAAGAAAAACAACGCAUCACCUGCACCGAGCGCACCGAAUUUUCCACUGAAUUCACAUUUUCCGAUUCAAUAUCAGGACGUAAUGGUUGUCGGUGAACCGUCGAUGAUGGGUGGUGAAUACGGUGAAGAGGACGAACGCACCAUAUCCCGAGUGGAGAACACUCAGUUCGAUCCGAACGCCAUUCAGACAUCCAUAUCGAACAUCGGACAACAAAUGCCCGUUUCAAUGGCCGGUAGUCUCGGUGGACCACCACCACAAAGUUAG
This is a messenger RNA of Anisakis simplex (herring worm), 408 nucleotides long. The record is from the annotation of a GenBank genome assembly. Lineage: Eukaryota; Metazoa; Nematoda; Chromadorea; Rhabditida; Anisakidae.